AUGCGUUCGUACGCCGUCUACCUCCUCAACUUUGCCUUCUUCGACUUCGCCACCUCCAUCAUUUCGUUUUUCUCGUGCCAGAAGGUAAUCUUCUCUGGCUUCUCCCUCAUCUACAUCUUCCACGGCCCAUGCAAGUACUUCUCCCCGUGGUUCUGCUACUUCUGUCACUGUUUCGAGUGUCACACCCUCGCUCAUUCCCAGUGGAUUCUUCUCGCCUCAUUCAUCUAUCGUCAUCGAGUUCUCGUCGGUGGCUCGCCGAGUGUCAAGGAUAUGCUCAGGAGCUCCGUCGCGUUUUAUUCAAUGUCCGCCUGUUUUUUAUUGAUUUAUUUAUGUGAUCGGAGUGAUUCCGAUGAGUUGUUGAGGAUAAUGGCUAGGCUUCACCCGGAGUACCAUUACGAUGACGACAGGAUAUGGCAUAGUCUCACGCUAAGCGGCAAUCUCUCAAUGUUCUCCCCGAUCACCUUCCUCUCCAUUCUCUACAUGACAUUCCCUUGCGUCCCGAUCUAUUGUGCCAUUUUAUACUUCCGGUAUAAUACCCUAACUAUCCUCAGCGACCCUGCUAUCAAUUUAUCGCCAGUCUCCAAAAAGAGCCAUCAAAAAUUGGUGCGCGCUCUCACUGUGCAGGCGGGGAUCCCGAUUUUCUGGUUGGUAGCGUCGGGGAUUUAUACGAUGGCGCAGUUCGGGUUGAUUGGAGGACCGAUUCCUGAGAAUAUCACGUUCCGAUUGAUGGAUUGUAUUCCGAUGGUUAGCCCCGUUGUCACCAUAUUUUUUAUUCAGCCGUAUAGAGACGGCCUGCUCAAAAUCGUUUUCCGAGGAUCCGGAAUCUUCAUUCCGACGACUAUUGGGAGUAGUGUUGUUGAUCCAACACAAUCGGCGCCAGUCGGCGAUACGGCAGACAAGAAGUCCUACAUUAUGACCCAACUAUAA
This is a messenger RNA of Caenorhabditis remanei, 927 nucleotides long. RefSeq lists its product as uncharacterized. The coding region runs from base 1 to 927 and encodes 308 amino acids. The record is from RefSeq and is a predicted model, not a curated record. The transcript has 6 exons. NCBI's taxonomy places the organism in Eukaryota, Metazoa, Nematoda, Chromadorea, Rhabditida, Rhabditidae.